AUGGUUGCAUAUCCUGGACUUCCCGGUGAAUCUCUAGGUCGAGCUCGGAGACGAAACAGCUCAGGAGAAAGGAGGGUGGGAAUCCGACGAUUCUAUUGGCUAAAGCUUCAAAUUGAUGGAGUUACUUUGACAGAUGAAGUAUCUAUGGCUAUGUCCAUGGUUUCCAAUCAUGAAAAUCAAUUCAGACUUGUCAUGGUUAAACUCAACAUGCCUGGCCUACAUGACCUUGCGUUUGUGGAUUUAUUGCAUGAGAAGGACAUUCCAGUUGUUUUCAUCUCAUCUGGAGGGUCUGAGGAUACUAUUUGGAAAACAUUAGCUAAAGGACCUUGUUAUUUCCUCGAGGAACCAAUCCUUUUUGAGGAUCUCCAAUACUUGUGGCUAAUUGCACAUCAGUCAAAACCUAAGUCAGCAAUAGAAGCACAACAUGCAAACAAGGCUUGUAGAGAAAAGGAAGAAAGGAAGAUUGAUAAUGAUGGUAAUGAAAGCAAGCAAGGAGAGAAGAGAGAAGAACUUAGGCCAGCCAUGAUGAACUUUAACCGUGAUAACCAUAUACCUAAGGAGACUGAGAAAAGAAGAGAACACAAAAUUGGAUUUGCGAAGAAAAGGAAAAUCCUUUGGACUCUUGAGCUGCGUCAAAAGUUCACAGAAGCCCUAGAAUAUCUAGGCGGCAUUGAGAGUAAUAUUGCUCGUCCAAAAGCGAUUCAAAAAUUAAUGAAAGUGUCUGACCUAACAUUAAACCAGAUUUCAAGUUAUAUGCAGAGAUACAAACUUCAGCUAAAGCGUAAUAAGGUCACUAUCGGUUAUGGUUCAUAUCAAGCGGGUACAUCAUCAAACAUUAGUGGCAAGACUACGUUUCCCUCCUCGUUAGGGAGUUCAAGUUACCGAGGUAUCCCUACAUCAUUUGCUCCCUUAAAUGCGAGCCCAAAACAAGACCUGAACUCUGGUGAAACUCAAGAAUCAGAUAUUCACAAACUGCAGAGUGUCCUAAGCAAUUCAUUUGUUGCAAAUGAAUUGGCCAGCCAAAUUGAUGGUGCUAUAGUGGGAAACUCUAUUCCAAAUGCUUCUUCAACACUUCAAAACCUACCUGAAAAUGAAUAUGAAGAGUUCUUCAGAAGUCUUGAAGAUAUUGAAACUGAUAAUUUUGGACUCAUGAUGUAA
Messenger RNA from Glycine soja, 1158 nucleotides. RefSeq names its product two-component response regulator ARR18-like. Lineage: Eukaryota; Viridiplantae; Streptophyta; Magnoliopsida; Fabales; Fabaceae. Bases 1 to 1158 code for a protein of 385 amino acids. The transcript has 7 exons. Gene Ontology annotation, molecular function: DNA binding. The record is from RefSeq and is a predicted model, not a curated record.